UAUUACUCUUCCAUUUUCCUCCCCUUUCUUUUGCUAUUGGAUGCCUGUUCAUUGAUCCAAGCUCUCAAAACUGUUUCAACCAAUGUUUCGCCUCGCUGGACUCGCAACAAGCGUCAGCUGCAAACGCGGCCUGACCUUCACCACGAUUGCUGCUGCUGCUCGAUCUGACAAGAGCUCAAUGCGCCUGUUUGCGCACAGUAGUACUGCGACCCAGACCCAAGCCCAGACCCAUCCCCAAGCCCAUCAUACCCAGAAUGAUGACAACUUCCAGGACAAGAGCGCUCCACUGCGCGCAGACAUCAAGCUGCUUGGCCGGGCGCUGGGCGACACCAUCCGUGCGCGCGACGGACAGGCAACCCUCGACCGUGUGGAAGAGCUCCGCGCGCUGUCCAAGGCCUGGCGCCGCAACGGGACGGGCGAGUCGUUUGACGCGCUGGUUGCCGCGGUGCACCGGUUGGACGCGACUCAGAUGCACAGCGUCGCGCGCGCGUUCUCGCACUUCCUGGCGCUUGCAAACACUGCAGAGCAGCACCAUCGAGAGCGCAGGCGGCGAUCAGCGCGCAUCCAAGAGGCCGCCGCUCAUGCACCGCCCCCCAAUCCGCUCAGCACUCCGACGGGUUUCGGCGCAUCUGCUCCGGCGAAAGCACUCGAGGGCGCACAACCGGGAAUGCUGAACAGCACUACUGCUGCAGGUGUGCUGCGUGAGCUCACACAGGGGAGCGCACCCGGAUUCGACCAGCCAGCACCAGUCGUCGUCGACGCUAACGCAGUUUUUGAGACCCUGUGCGACUCGACCGUGGAGCUCGUCUUCACUGCGCAUCCAACGCAAGUCCAUCGUCGAACAACGCAGCGCAUUUUCGUGUCGGUUGCGGCGGCGUUGGCGCAGCGUGAUCGCACAGAACUGCCCGAGGAAAUCGCCGCUGCCGAGGACGAUCUGCGCAGGCAAGUCGCACUCUUGUGGACGUCAGACGAAGUGCGACGCGAAAAGCCCACUCCCGUCGAUGAAGCCAUUGCUGGAUUGCAUGUGGCCGAGCAGGUCUUGUGGGAGGCAGUGCCACGCUACUUGCGCUCGCUUUCGCUGCGCAUGGAACAACUCCUCGGGCGGCCGCUUCCUCAUCACCUUUCGCUGUUCAAAUUCGGCUCUUGGCUUGGCAGCGAUCGCGAUGGCAAUGCGUUUGUCACGCCCGACGUGACACGAGAUGUCAUUCUCCGCGGCCGAUGGAUGGCUGCAGAGCUCUUCUACCACGAUGUGGAUGCCCUCUACUAUGAGCUUUCCGUCACCUCAUGCAACGAGGCGCUGCAGCGGCAUAUCGGCAAGCAGACUGUCGCCGAGCCGUAUCGCGAGGUUUUGCGCGUUCUGCGCGAAAAGCUGCGUUUGACGCGUGAUCUUGCUCGACAACAGCUGCAGAGCCUUGGACAAUCGUCCAUCCUCACCCACGGAGGCGCUUACAGCCCACACCCCGCUGAGACGGCGACGCAAGCAGGCUCUUUGCCGGCAUCCAGCAGCAGUCGUUCCGAUGCAUCACCAUCGCUCGUUACAUGCUCGAAUGAUAUUCUGGAGCCAUUGGAAUUGUGCUACUCAUCGCUAGUGGACGUCGGACUGGCAAAUGUAGCGCAGGGACGCCUGCUGGAUACCCUGCGGCGUGUGCGAGUCUUUGGCUCGGCUUUGUUCCACUGGGACAUUCGCCAAGAAUCGACCCAGCAUGCCAAGGCUCUCGAUGCCAUCACCAGGUACUUGCGGCUGCCCGUCUCGUACGGCAAAAUGACGGAGGCAGAGCGCGUUGCAUUCCUGACUGCUGAACUCGAGUCUUCCCGUCCCCUCAUCCCGUUCGCCUUCACACGCGAUCCAGCCAUUCUUGCUUGGCUUCGUGAGCAGUUUCCGGAAGACGCCAACAUGAUUGUGGAUGUCAUUGAUACCUUCCAGAUGAUUUCCGAGCAGCAUCCAGAGGUCCUGAACGCCUAUGUCAUCUCGAUGACCCGCGAUCCCUCCGAUGUGCUUGCCGUUUACCUGCUUCAAAAGGCCGCCAACGUUCGCGUGCCAUGUCGCGUCGUUCCCUUGUUCGAAACCGUCAAUGACCUUGACAACUGUGUCGGUGUCAUGCGGCGUCUGUUGGACAAUCGUGCGUAUCGUCGCAUUGUCAAUGGGUUCCAGGAGAUUAUGAUUGGCUACUCGGAUUCUGCCAAGAGUGCAGGUCGUGUGGCUGCCAACUGGGCCAUCUUCAAAGCCCAGCAAGGUUUGGUCACGCUGUUUGAAGAUGCGAACGUCCGGCUCCGUCUCUUCCACGGCCGCGGUGGAUCCGUCUCGCGCGGCGGGUCUGAGGGUCGCGCGGCAUUUUAUUCGAUUUUGGCGCAACCUGCUGGUUCAGUCAACAAGUAUAUUCGUAUUACUGAGCAAGGAGAGGUCAUUCACAAGCGCUUUGCCGACCCUGCUGUCGCCAACACGACGUUCGACACUUAUGCUGCUGCGGUUGUGGCUUCGGAAUACCGCGCUGCUGCUCCGCCAUCGGCCGAGUUUACAAAAUUGAUGGACAAGCUUGGAGCGUGGUCGGCAGCCGCGUACUUGCAAGUUGUAAACAACCCAGACUUUGUGGCAUACUUUCGCGCUGCCACGCCCGAGCCCGAAAUUGGCAGUCUGCUCAAGAUUGGCAGCCGCCCCUCACGUCGCAAGCAGACCAUUUCGAGCAUUGACUCGUUGCGCGCCAUUCCCUGGGUGUUUGCAUGGACCCAGUCGCGCUUCCACUUGACUGUCUGGCUUGGCUUGCCCGAAGCGCUUGAACGAGCAAUCAAUGAGGGGCAGUUGCCCUUGCUGCAGCAAAUGUAUGCGCAGUGGCCGUUCUUCCAGAGCACCAUGGAUCUGAUUGCGAUGGUUUUGAUCAAGACCGAGGUCCGCAUUGCCUCCCGAUACGAAGAACUACUCGUCCAUGACCCCAAACUUUGCGCACUGGGUGCCCACCUCCGCGAGCGGCUGCAGACCACGAAAGCACUACUUGCAAGGGUGACGGGAGAGGGCGCGUUGCAGGAAAAGAACAUUGUCUUGCAGACGGCGUUGUCCGUCCGCAACCCCUACGUCGAUCCGCUCAACUUGUUGCAGGCAGAGCUGCUUCACCGGCUUCGCUCGAACGACGAGCCAAGUGCAGGAAGCUCCUCUGCUGAUCAGCUGCGUGACACUCUCUCCAUUACCAUUCAUGGCAUUGCUGCAGGCAUGCAAAACACUGGUUGAUGGAAGCCAACAAAUUGUGGCGCUGAGCUGUGUUUUUGUUUUGUUUUUUCAAACAAUAGAAUUUAAAUCGCUU
Molecule: messenger RNA, 3293 nt
Organism: Capsaspora owczarzaki ATCC 30864
Lineage: Eukaryota; Filasterea; Ministeriida; Capsasporidae
Product: phosphoenolpyruvate carboxylase 2
Exons: 3
Coding region: 83-3220 (1045 amino acids)
Biological process (GO): carbon fixation; tricarboxylic acid cycle
Cellular component (GO): cytosol
Molecular function (GO): phosphoenolpyruvate carboxylase activity
Source: RefSeq, a predicted model, not a curated record